Theobroma cacao (cacao) is the source of this 1764-nucleotide messenger RNA. Its product is annotated as ammonium transporter 2 member 4-like. Gene Ontology annotation, molecular function: ammonium channel activity. Gene Ontology annotation, cellular component: plasma membrane. The record is from RefSeq and is a predicted model, not a curated record. Gene Ontology annotation, biological process: ammonium transmembrane transport. Lineage: Eukaryota; Viridiplantae; Streptophyta; Magnoliopsida; Malvales; Malvaceae.
UAUGCACUUUCUCGCUGCUCCUCUUACUUUCAAGCCUGGUUGUGCUUUGCAUCUGGAUAUUCACUGUCAAAUCGGACUCCGAUCCAAAUGUCUCUACCAGAGAACCUCCAGCCUGAUGAGGCAAGCCCAUACUGGUUGAACAAAGGUGACAAUGCUUGGCAGCUGACCGCAGCUACCCUGGUGGGCCUCCAAAGCGUUCCAGGACUAGUAAUCCUCUAUGGGAGCAUAGUGAAAAAGAAAUGGGCUGUCAACUCGGCCUUCAUGGCCCUUUACGCCUUUGCUGCCGUCCUUGUUUGUUGGGUCGGAUGGGGCUACCGCAUGGCUUUCGGUGACAAGUUCAUUCAUUUCCUAGGAAUGCCCAACGUUUCCUUGGACGCUCAUUAUCUCCUCGAGCGGGCCUUUCUUGGCUACUUACCAAAUGCAACCAUGAUCUAUUUCCAAUCCGUGUUUGCAGCAAUCACGUUGAUUCUGGUAGCUGGCGCAUUGCUUGGAAGGAUGAAUUUUCUUGCAUGGAUGUUGUUUGUGCCACUCUGGUUGACAUUUUCCUACACUAUUACUGCCUACAGCAUAUGGUGCCCUGAUGGGUGGCUGGCUAAGCAUGGUAUUAUUGAUUAUUCAGGAGGGUUUGUUAUUCAUUUAUCUUCUGGUGUAGCUGGUUUCACUGCAGCCUACUGGGUUGGACCAAGGGCCACCAGGGACAGGGAGAGGUUCCCACCUAACAACAUCCUUCUGAUGCUGGCAGGGGCUGGACUACUUUGGAUGGGAUGGACUGGAUUCAACGGUGGUGAUCCGUACACUGUCAGCACCGAUGCAUCUUUAGCCGUCCUUAACACCCACGUCUGCACUGCUACAAGCUUAUUGACAUGGCUCAUGCUUGACAUUAUUUUCUUUGGAAAACCCUCCGUAAUUGGAGCCACGCAGGGCAUGAUCACUGGUUUAGUUUGUAUCACCCCUGCAGCAGGAGUGGUGCAAGGUUGGGCAGCAAUAUUGAUGGGAAUGAUGUCCGGUAGCAUCCCAUGGUACACAAUGAUGGUCCUGCACAAGAAGAUAUGGCUCCUCAAGCAAGUUGAUGACACCAUGGCGGUGUUCCAUACUCACGCUGUAGCAGGCAGCCUUGGAGGCAUCCUUACCGGCCUGUUUGCGGUGCCUAAGCUAAACCGCCUCUUCUACUUAGUAGAAGAUUGGCAGCACUACAUUGGUCUCUUCUACGGUAUUUAUAACGGCCACACCACAGCGGGGUUCAAGCAGUUGGGUAUUCAAUUGCUAGGAAUCUUAUUUGUAGUGUGCUUCAACAUAUUCAUCACUAGCGCGAUAUGUUUGUUGAUCAGGCUGGUGGUUCCACUGAGAUUAGCUGAGGAUGAAUUGCAAACUGGGGAUGAUGCAAUCCACGGAGAGGAAGCCUAUGCACUGUGGGGAGAUGGGGAGAAAUAUGAAUCCAAGCUGAAUUCUGUUUAUGAAGAGUUCCCACCAGCCACAAAAAGUGGUGAGGUUCAAAUGGCUUGAUUUAAUGGUGCUUAUUAGUGACAUUGUGGGGAAUUGGCUAUGUGGUAGACGGUCUAACAUGGCGCCCAAACGCUUUGUCUGAAUGUUUGUUUCCACUUUCUUACUGUUUUGUUCUUUAUUGUUUUUCUUUUCAAUGAUUAGACUAGCACAAUUUGGGAGGAGCCAGAAAAAGGACCCUUCCUUCCCAUAAACAAGAAGGGAGGAAUUAUAUCUUGAGACUGAUUUGAAGAUGAAUUUGAUGUAAUCAUCUAUUGAAAUAAG